AUGGCCAGUGAAACACCAAGAAUAGAUCCUUGUGAGGUUGCACACACUCAGUCACCCGUUUUCAGAAUUAUAGCGCAAGUUAAGGGUCAGCCAAGUGAGAGCUCAUUGAUUCUCAGUUCACCAUCGGAGGGAAACGAAAUGAUAACGCUGAGCGAUGUCAAAGUUUCGCUAAAUAAACACUUCGAAAUUGACUCAUGGCAUGAGUUUAUAUGCAGAUCAAGUGACACCGGCGAAACGGGGUUUCUAGUGCUGGACUCUGUGCCCUGUAUCUUGAAAGAGAAUGAACAGGUGAGCGUAGACGGUAUCGUAGCGCUGCAGAGGCUUGCCAAACAGUUCCCUGAAAUAUUUUAG
This is a messenger RNA of Zygotorulaspora mrakii, 351 nucleotides long. RefSeq names its product Rfa3p (gene RFA3). Gene Ontology annotation, molecular function: DNA binding. The coding region runs from base 1 to 351 and encodes 116 amino acids. The transcript has a single exon. Lineage: Eukaryota; Fungi; Ascomycota; Saccharomycetes; Saccharomycetales; Saccharomycetaceae. Gene Ontology annotation, cellular component: nucleus. The record is from RefSeq and is a predicted model, not a curated record. Gene Ontology annotation, biological process: DNA repair; DNA recombination; DNA replication.